Molecule: messenger RNA, 1476 nt
Organism: Knipowitschia caucasica
Lineage: Eukaryota; Metazoa; Chordata; Actinopteri; Gobiiformes; Gobiidae
Source: the annotation of a GenBank genome assembly
AUGACAUCAGACGGACAGCAUCUUUGGGAGAGCGAGGCCAAAGUGGAGAGAGAGAGCGCCAAAUCUAACACGCUGGUGGUGGAAGUCCCUCCGUACAAAAACCAGAGACUGUCUGCUCCGGUUCACGUCAACUUCUACGUUUGCACCGGGAAACGCAAACGCAGCCAGUACCAGCGCUUCACCUACGUCCCAGCCUCCGUCCCGACCAUAAAGACCGAGCCCCGGGACGACUUCGACGGCUCCCUGGUCUGCCCCCCCCUCCCUCUUCAUCCCAAACCGUACUUCCCGACUCCCGCCCUGACUCCCAUCAUCCUCAGCGGCCCCCCCUUCCCCUCCGCCCCCCCUCCCCAGCGGAUCACCCUCAAACCUCCCCCGCCGCCCCUCCCCCCGGCCUCGCCCAGCCUGUCCCCGAGCGCCACCACGCUCAGCCUGCCGGUCAUUCAGGAGACCCGCUUCGCCUCCAGUCCCAGUCCCAGUCCUAGUCCCAGUCCCAGUGCCGAGGGGUUCCCCACCGGUCUGCAGCCCGAGCCCAGCCCCACCCCCCAGCCCCCGCCCGAAGACAGACCCCGGGACCCGCAGGCCGUCAGCAUCAAGCAGGAGCCGCAGGAGCUGGACCAGAUGUACCUCGACGACGCUGCGAUACAGCCACGAUACAGCCACAAUACAGCCGCAAUACAGCCGAAAUACAGCCACGAUACAGCCACGAUACAGCCGCGAUACAGCCCUGAUACUGACGGGAUACAGCCACAAUACAGCCACGAUACAGCCACGAUACAGCCGCGAUACAGCCCUGAUACUGACGGGAUACAGCCACGAUACAGCCACGAUACAGCCACGAUACAGCCGCGAUACAGCCCUGAUACUGACGGGAUACAGCCACGAUACAGCCACAAUACAGCCACGAUACAGCCACGAUACAGCCACGAUACAGCUGCAAUACAGCCGCGAUACAGCCACGAUACUGACGGGAUACAGCCACAAUACAGCCACGAUACAGCCACAAUACAGCCGCGAUACAGCCCUGAUACUGACGGGAUACAGCCACGAUACAGCCACGAUACAGCCACGAUACAGCCGCGAUACAGCCGUGAUACUGACGGGAUACAGCCACGAUACAGCCACAAUACAGCCACGAUACAGCCACGAUACAGCCACGAUACAGCUGCAAUACAGCCGCGAUACAGCCGCGAUACAGCCCUGAUACUGACGGGAUACAGCCACAAUACAGCCACGAUACAGCCACGAUACAGCCGCGAUACAGCCCUGAUACUGACGGGAUACAGCCACGAUACAGCCACAAUACAGCCACGAUACAGCCACGAUACAGCCACGAUACAGCUGCAAUACAGCCGCGAUACAGCCACGAUACUGACGGGAUACAGCCACAAUACAGCCACGAUACAGCCACGAUACAGCCGCGAUACAGCCGUGAUACAGCCACGAUACAGCCGCGAUACAGCCGCGAUACAGCCGUGA